GAAAGUGACCACAGCCGAAGCCUAUCCAGCCCUCUGAGCGGUGGGACCGCGACCAAACGGACUCGUUCACCCCCGGUGACUGUUUACCACCUGAGAGAGACACCGAGCGCAGCAGCAGAGGGAGGGAGGGACGCUCGCUUUGGGAGCAGAUUGCUUGUGAAGGAAUCACUGUGGCUGCUUUUUCUGUGUUUUUUUUUCUUAGUGGGGUAAUUGCGCACAGCGGAUCCAUGAAGACGCAGACAGGUUUUUCACUCUGGGCACCAGCAGACAGCGGGAACAGGGAGUGAUUCACCCCGCUGCCUCCAGCCACCCAUGCCGGGCAUUAGCUCCACCGCUCCUCGUUAUGAAAACCGGGACAUGGACCACCUCGACCACUACCAACAUUAUUUCUACGACGACCACGACCCGGACGAGGAUUUCUUCAAGUCCACUGCGCCCAGCGAGGACAUAUGGAAGAAAUUCGAGCUGGUGCCGACCCCGCCCAUGUCCCCUAUCCGGGCGGUGGAAGGGUCGGGCAGGGUCGGACUGCUCUACCCGUCUCUCGGAGACAAGCUGGAGUGGGUGUCCCAGUUCUUGGGGCAGGAGGAUGAGCAGCAGCAGCAUCAGCAGGAUGUGCCGUGCAAGCUGGCUACGACCGGCGAUUCGUUCGGGAACCUAAGCUCCAUCAUCAUCCAGGACUGCAUGUGGAGCGGCUUCUCGGCCGGACAGCAGCUGGAGAGAGUUGUAGGGGAGCGGUACUCUGCCUGUCCCGGGACCGGAGUGGCCGCUAAAGUCGCAGCCGGGUCCGCACUCACCUCCCCCGGGAGGGUGCAGAGUGGCCCCGGUGACACUGUUGCCCUCGGCGGCUUGGCUGCGGACUGCGUGGACCCCGCCGCGGUUCUCACGUUCCCCAUAACAGGCGGAUGCAAGAAACAAGUGUCUUCUGGUUCCGAGUCACAGAGCGACUCUUCAGAUGAUGAUGACGACAAAGAUGAGGAUGAAGAGGAGAUUGAUGUGGUCACGGUGGAGCACAAGCAGCAGCGUAAACCUCGCCGACUGGUCAACACCCGCAAGCCAGUGACCAUCACGGUGCGAGCUGACCCCUUCGACCCCGGCAUGAAGCGUUUCCACAUCUCCAUCCACCAACAGCAGCACAACUACGCCGCCCCCUCCCCGGACACUCUGCCGACAGCGCCCGAGCCGCCGCGGAAGAGAGUUCGGCAGGAGAACGCAUCGGCUCAGGCGACGCCGCCGCCUGCCCAGAACUCUAGUUCCCACCAGCCCCGGCCUGGCCACGCCCCGCUGAACUUGGACAGCAGAAAGCCUCACGUGACCGUGGCCAGGUCGGAGUCACCUAACCUCAGCGCCUCCUCUCCUACCUCCUCCGCCUCGCCGUCAUCUCCUUCCUCCUCCUCCUCAUCCCACCCCCAGAGCUCCCCUUCAAAGCCCCCCUCCUUCUUGCACCUCUCUAGCCCGCAGUCGUCCGACUGCGAGGACACCGACAAGCGCAAGGCGCACAACUUUCUUGAGCGCAAGCGGCGGAACGACCUGCGCUCGCGUUUCCUGUCGCUGCGGGACGAGAUCCCGGGCUUGGCGGACUGCCCCAAGACUCCCAAGGUGGCCAUCCUGACCCGAGCCACCGAGUACCUGCAGCAGCUGCACGCCAGCGACCGACAGAAGGCUCAGGAGAGGAAGCAGCUGAAAGCCCGGCAGCUGCAGCUGCUGCAGAGGCUGGCGCAGCUUAAGCGCUCCUGAAUCUGACCCGGCACCUCACACGUACACUCACAGGACUGAACGGGACUCUGUGAGGAUGAAAAAACACUAAUGUUCACUUGGAAUAGUGCGGGUGGAUUUCAUUUUUUUCCUUUUCUUUUGUUUUUCUUGUUUUUGUUUGUUUUGUGGUUUGCACAUUAGCUUCUGAGUGACUGACGAGGCCACAAGCCGUCAUGACAGCAAGCUUAGGGACUGAUGAUCGCACGGGGGCAUCCGUGGAUCGGUGUAUGCGUGGGCUUUCAGUUUUAGGUUUGUCCAGCCCCCCCCCCCAUCAUGAAAUAUUGUCCACACUGUCGCUCGUUACGGCCUGCCGCGUUUGUUUGACGAAACUGCCGCGACUGUGUCGUUAACUGCUGCACCGCCUCCUCGAUUGUGACAGACUCUUGUCGCGCUUGCACAGCUGCGACAUCUCCCUGCGAUGUCUUUGUGUACUUUCCAUCACAUGGCCCCCAAGUUCUUGAUAUCCAACAUGUUGACCCUUUGUUUUUCUUUUUAUCUGUCAUUGUCCUCAAAUCUCUUUCCCUUUCUUGUUUUCGUCACACUACUUCCAUCCCCUACCCCCUUUCUAACC
This is a messenger RNA of Pelmatolapia mariae (spotted tilapia), 2323 nucleotides long. RefSeq names its product protein L-Myc-1b-like. NCBI's taxonomy places the organism in Eukaryota, Metazoa, Chordata, Actinopteri, Cichliformes, Cichlidae. Gene Ontology annotation, molecular function: protein dimerization activity; DNA-binding transcription factor activity, RNA polymerase II-specific; RNA polymerase II cis-regulatory region sequence-specific DNA binding. The record is from RefSeq and is a predicted model, not a curated record. Bases 313 to 1734 code for a protein of 473 amino acids. Gene Ontology annotation, biological process: regulation of transcription by RNA polymerase II. The transcript is spliced from 3 exons.